Cajanus cajan (pigeon pea) is the source of this 3504-nucleotide messenger RNA. RefSeq names its product Transducin/WD40 repeat-like superfamily protein (gene DAW1). The record is from RefSeq and is a predicted model, not a curated record. Gene Ontology annotation, molecular function: syntaxin binding; GTPase activator activity; myosin II binding. Gene Ontology annotation, cellular component: plasma membrane; cytoplasm. Gene Ontology annotation, biological process: Golgi to plasma membrane transport; exocytosis. NCBI's taxonomy places the organism in Eukaryota, Viridiplantae, Streptophyta, Magnoliopsida, Fabales, Fabaceae.
ACGAAACUGCUAUGUGCUAAAUGCUUAUACAUGACAACAACUCUCUUUCGGUAAUCACAAAGCACGUUUGGCUUCACAUGUUCUGACUUCUGAUUCAUUAUUCUCUACUCUCACUCUCAGAUCCUUCAACCAUGUUCGUGAAGAAGCUCGUCGAGAAAGCAUCCAUAAAGAAGACUGCAUCAGAUGGGUUAAAAGGUAGUGAUGUAGAUCCAUGUUUGGUAUUUCAUCAAGGGGUACCAUCUGGUGGUACCAAGUUUGCCUAUGACAAUAUUCAGAAGAUACUGGCUCUUUCUACCAAGGAUGGACGGAUUAAACUAUUUGGCAAAGAUAAUGCUCAAGUGCUGCUUGAAUCUAAAGAGCCAGUGCCUAGCAAGUUUUUACAGUUCAUUCAGAAUGAAGGGAUUCUCAUAAAUGUCACGUUCAAUAACCAUAUUGAGGUUUGGGACAUAGACAAGAAACUGUUGUCUGACGUGUACAUUGUUAAAGAAGAAAUCACCUGUUUUUCAGUCAUUCAGCAUAGCUUCUUUAUGUAUGUUGGACUUUCUAAUGGCAAUAUUUCAGUUUUGUUGAUUGAUCCAAAACCAUGGCAUGUGUUACGGAUGAAGUACACCAUACCCCUUUCAGCUUCUUGUGGAAAUUUAACUGAAGAAUCUGAUGAUACUGUUGUGACACACAUACUGCCUCAACCAGCAGCCGAGAGUCAAAGAGUUCUCAUAAUCUUUAGAAAUGGUCAAAUAAUAUUGUGGAAUAUUCGAGAAAGCAGAUCCAUUUUUAGAACUGGUGGAAGAAUGUCACAAACACGUUAUAAUGAAACAAAGAAAGUAUCCACUGCAUGUUGGGUGUGUCCUUUUGGAAGUAAGGUGGUUGUAGGUUACAACAAUGGAGAGCUUUUCAUUUGGAGCAUCCCUUCUCUAAACACCGGAAAUAGUUUAGCAACUGAUUAUAGUAGUCAAAACACUCCUAUGUUCAAAUUUAACUUGGGGUAUAAAUCAGACAAAACUUCCAUAGGAUCAGUAAAAUGGAUUUAUGCCGAAGGAAAGGCUAGCCGGCUAUAUGUCAUGGGAGCUUCUGACUAUUCCCCUUCAAACUCUUUGCAGGUAGUGUUGUUGAAUGAACAUACAGAAUCUCGCACAAUUAAGAUGGGACUUAAUUUGUCUGAAUGCUGUAUUGACAUGGAGAUCAUAUCAACCUCAAGCAAACAUAGACAAAAUUAUUUCAUAUUGCUAGGGAAAUCAGGCCAUGUAUAUCUCUAUGAUGACAAUUUGAUUGAAAGAUAUUUACUGCAAAGCCAGUCGAACUCUAAGUCCACUACUUCACUGCCAAAGGAAGUGGUUGUGAAAUUACCACUGGCAGAUUCAAGCAUCACGACAGCAAAAUUCAUCUCCAACAAUCUCAAUAUGUUUAGUUCUGAAGAUGAGUGUUACAGUCAGCUGCUCAAGAAUUAUCCACCGCUUAUUCCCAUUGAAACAAAUCUGAAAGAUGGGAUUAACUUCAGUUCUGUAAAUUUCACUGGAUUUUCAAACGUUAAAAAUUUGUACAUAACUGGACACAGCAACGGAGCUGUAACAUUUUGGGAUGCGUCAUGUUCCCUUUUCACCCCAAUUUUGCAAUUAAAGCAACAGAGUGAAAAUGAUUUUUCUUUAAGUGGCAUACCCUUGACAGAAUUAUAUUUUGAUAGCAACUCUCCACUCCUUGUUUCUGGUGACCAAAGUGGGAUGGUUCGUAUCUAUAGAUUCAAACCUGAACCAUAUGCCUCCAACAGCUUCAUGUCUCUUACUGGAGGUACAAAGAAAGGGACUGAUGCAAUCCACAGUAUGAAACUUGUGAAGACUAGUGGUGCUGUAAUUUGUAUGCACUUAGAUCACAGUUCAAGGCAUCUUGCUGUUGGUUCUGACCAAGGAAAUGUUUCAGUUAUUGACUUAGAUGGUCCAUCUUUGUUAUAUCGAAAACAUAUUGCAAGUGAAAUUGCCAGCGGUAUCAUCUCUCUGCAGUUCAAAACCUGCAGUUUGCAUGGUUUUGAGAAAAAUAUUUUAGCAGUUGGAACAAAGGACUCAUCUGUUCUAGCAAUAGAUGGUGAAACUGGAAACGCAUUGAGCAUCGGAACUGUUCAUCCAAAGAAGCCCUCUAAAGCAUUAUUUAUGCAGGUGUUGGAUGGACAGGGAGAAUCAAUCACAGGAUCAGUUACAAAAGAUGGCCUAGACUUGAGAGAAGGGAAUCGUAUUGAAGAUGCAACAGCAAAGCAAUUUUACAUUUUGCUGUGUUCUGAGAAGGCUUUGUAUGUCUAUUCUUUUGUGCAUGCUUUACAGGGAGUAAAAAAGGUGCUUUACAAAAAGAAGUUUCAUUCCUCUUCUUGUUGCUGGGCAUCAACAAUUUACGGUUCCUCUAAUAUUAGUCUCAUACUCCUUUUUACCAGUGGAAAAGUAGAAUUAAGGUCUUUGCCAGAGUUAUCUCUGAUCGUCGAGACUUCAAUUAGAGGUUUCACGUACUCACCUCCAAAAUUGAAGCCAUUUUCUGAUAGCCAGAUAUGUUGUUCAUCCAAAGGGGAACUUGUUUUGGUGAAUGGUGAUCAGGAAAUUUUUGUUCUCUCGUUGUUGGCCCAGAGGAAUAUAUUCAGGCUUUUGGACUCUGCUAGCUGCAUCUACAGGAAGGAAAGGAUACCAUCACAAGAAGAGCUUAUUCCUGGCCCUGUCAUCCAUAAGGAAAAGAAAAAGGGUAUAUUCAGCUCCGUUAUCAAAGAUUUUACUGGCAGUAAAGAAAAGCACGUGCCCCUCAUGGAAAAAGAAGAUCCCAAAGAAAGUAUACGGGAACUGUCAGCAAUAUUCUCAAAUGCAAACUUUGCAUGUAAUGAAAAUGAUGAUAAGCCAACGAUGAAUGACAAUCAGCUUGAGUUAAACAUAGAUGACAUUGACCUAGAGGACCACGGAGAAAAACGAAAAGAACAAAGCAUAUUAGGAGCUCUUAAUAAGAAGAAUUUGGCUGGCAAAUUUCAGUCUCUGAAAGGAAGAUUGAAAGAGAUGAAGGGAAACAACCAAAAAACCUCAGAUAAGGAAGUGCAACAGGACGAAAAAGAUGGUUCGCUUGAUCAAAUUAAGAAGAAAUACGGAUUUUCUUCUUCCGCCAAUGACUCAACCGUUGCUAAACAGGCACAAAUCAGGCUGCAUGAAAACACAAGGAAAUUGGAGGGUAUCAACCUUCGUGCCACAGAGAUGCAAGUUAAAGCAAAAUCAUUUUCAUCAUUGGCAAAACAAGUGCUGCGAACUGCUGAGCAGGAUAGACGAAGUUGAUCAGACCUCUUAGUUAAUGGUUUAUACUUAGGCCAUACAUUAUUUUAUUUUUUAAUUGCACAUAUAUAUAUUUUUUAAUAUUUUUUUAUAAGUCAGUUUUGUUCACAAUUAUGUUGAAUUCUUGCUUCUUUUUACAGUGACAGUGGCACCGAUAUGCUGUCUGAAAACUUUUGUUUUGGAUCGAUAGUGUUCGAAUGUGAUCAUGUAUUAUAUGGAUUAA